UAUCAUUGUCACGUCAAACAUUAUUUUUUCAAUGUCAAAUGAUAGUGAUUUAUAAAAGUUCUUUAUCCGCGAAAAUUCAAAACACGCUUAGUGUUUGACGAUAUAUAAGCAUAACAUAACUUCAAGUUUGUCUUCUUGAAAUGGAGUUCAACUUCAAUAUCGCAGAUAUCUUCAAUCAACCCAUCGUGGAAAUAAACCGUGAUCUCAUACCUCCAGGCUUCCGAGGCGACAGAAGGACAUUGUGGAACACUGUUAACAAAGUCUCCGAAGUCGUAAACGCUAUAGGAGAAGCUUCAGCAGCUGCUCAGGGCUUGCCGAAACCGAUAACAUCAUCGGAACGCCUGAAAAACUCAGAGCACAAACUCUACCUACUUAUCGACCAACAUGCCAACGCUGGUAAAGGUGCAGUUACCGGAAUGCUGAGAACAGGAGCCAAAGGGCUCUAUGUCUUCGACAAAGAGGGUCAGCAUUACCAAGUAUCGCCGCCUUGCAUACUGGAUUUCUAUAUUCAUGAGUCCAGCCAGAGAAAAGGCUUGGGGCGCCAGCUUUUCCAGCACAUGCUGCACAAAGAACAAGUUGAUCCAGGGAAGAUGGCCAUCGAUAGACCAAGUGAGAAACUCAUCAGAUUCCUCAACAAACAUUACGGCUUGAACUCACCGAUGAAACAAAUGAACAACUAUGUCGUUUAUGAAGGAUUUUUUCCAAAGAAGCAAACGCAAAGUUUUCCUCAAGAAACUAGCAACAAUCGUUUGGGAUUGGGCAGAAAGGAAUCAGCUAAUGGUUUGCAGAGUCAUUCUUCUCCUUUCGGAAGAUAUGGGGCAUCUAGACCACCCACUAGCAUUAGAAAACUGCUCCAUAAUGACCCACAAGAUCCUAUAACUACGACUCCUCCGCACCAUUCGCAUCAGUCCAAUGAUCAGAAUGAUAAUCAAACCAGAGAUUUCCCUAUGGACCACCAAGAGUACUCAAAACAGCCUGUUCCUGAAGGCAUGCAGCAUAAUCCAGCUACACUCACUCAUCCUAAUCCAAUGAAUAAUCAUACCAUUAACCAACAAGUUCUUCAAGGACACCAUACCCGCUCCAAUCAAAAUAUAACUACCAUGAAUCGGCAAAAUCAACAUGAAUAUUCAUUGCAAAGCCAGAUGCAGAAUAGGGUGACUAAUUCAUCACCUGAAAUACCAAAUAGAAAUCAGGCAAUGUAUCACCAACAGCAAUAUCAUAAUAACCUACAAGGUAUGCAGUCGCUUCCUCAUAUUAGAGCUGGCGAAAAUACUACUGCUGGGCAUCAGUUUGACACAGAGAAAGAUCCACAGUACAAUAUCAUCCAAAAUACUGGGUUUUAUGCACCACAAACAGAACAACCACAACAACUACAACAGCAAGCAAUGAAUUCUGAUUAUAGUCACUAUCAACAUCACCAACGAAUUCAACCUCAUGUACAUGGUAAUGAGGAUCAAUCUGGAGGGUAUACUCAUCAUCAGGAAUCAGCAGUUACAGGACAUUACCCACAAGCAGUAUCAAACAAUAAUCUUGUUGGUAUGCCCCCACAGAAUCUGCAAAAACCAGUACAAUUUGCACCAGCUACAACAAUAAACCAAACUGGGUAUUCUACACAAAAUCAGUCACCUCAAGAUGAAUCCCACUAUUCCACAAUGUCAGGAUCACAUCAUAACCAAAAUAACGCUCAACAGCAAGUCCACAUGAUUCCAACCGAACCCAUGCAGUAUCAGCAAAUAUCAAAUAACAACAACUCUGCAAUCAUUGGUGAUUCGAAUAAUCAGAAUCUGAAUCAAAUGGCGUCUCAACAUGCAUUACCUCAAUCACCAGAAGCUCAGACAAACAGUUAUGGAGACUUUGAAAAGCAUCAGAUGCCGAUUAUAUCUGAGGAGCAAAAUCCGGUCGUUGCCUCAAACGAUGCCCAGAAUUCAAAUUUGCAACAAAUGAUACCACGUGGCGCUGAUAAUGAUUAUUCACAAUCUGCUGAUCCUGUUCAGCACCAAAUGCCAACCAAUCAUCAGAAUUCACAAAAUAACGCACAGUUUUCCCAAGCAGAAUAUAAUCAAACAACACAUGUACCCCAAAGCACUGAAACAGAAAUGGUACGAGAAGUCAUCAAAAAGUCAUCAGCAGCUGCAACCAAUUCACCACCAGAAGUGAAAGAAGUUGCUUAUAUCAACCCCAUGGACUCCAGAAAUAUGAGCAACCCGAAUUAUAUCUCACAAGUGCAAUAUAAUCCAAUUCAAAAGACUCCAGUCGCCUCUAGGACCACGGUGCCAAUGGAAGAAGGUGUUUUGGAAUACGGGUAUCCCCCUCAGUUGAACAGAGCUCAAGCUUUACAUUUCCAGAAAUCUGAUGUCAUGAGUAUUAACUGAAUAUGGAGGUCACCGAUUAUAGAAUAAUCAAAACAAGAUGUAGUUUUACUU
Phaedon cochleariae (mustard beetle) is the source of this 2423-nucleotide messenger RNA. NCBI's taxonomy places the organism in Eukaryota, Metazoa, Arthropoda, Insecta, Coleoptera, Chrysomelidae. The record is from the annotation of a GenBank genome assembly.